AUCUUAUAAUGAUAACGAUUUAUCUUUUUAAGAUUGCAAAAUUUCAAAUCAAGAAAGAUGAUCGGAUUUAUCUUUCGUUUAAUGUGACGACACGUUCAUUCGCGGAAUGAGUGACAAAUGAGAUGCAUUAAGAAAAAAGUAGAAAUUGACGAAAGAAUUUUAAAGAUUAGAACUUUAUAAAUAAGAAGCAAGUGGAAGUAUCACCCGGUGCAGAAAAUGGCUGACUGCGAGAAGGAGGAGGCUCACAAUCUCCAAAUGGAGUUUGAAUGGCUGCUUCAUGAAGAAGUUCAUUCUUCAUUAUCACAACUAAGAAAUAUUUUAAUGGAAUGUGCACAAAAAUUUCCAUUAGCGUUAUUUGGUAAUGAUCAACAUAAUAAAACAGAUAGGUUUGUAUUUGCUGCACCACAUGACCAAGUAAAAUGUAUAGCUGUUUUAACUGGUGACAGUAUCACAAAUGCAGAAGUUAACUUUAAAGUACAACGUCAGCAAAACAUUAACAUGAAGACAAGUAUACAAACUGAACAUCCUUGGAAGUUGCAGCAGAUACAAGAUGCUGCUAAUCAUUUACAGCAAGCUAUUGCUCAUAUAGAUAAUGUUGAUCGUCACUAUCCUUUUAAGACAUCUGAUGAAAUUAUGCAUGUAUUAAGAAACAUACUUGGUUGCCUUCAACGCAGUCGAACAAGUCUAAUUGUUCCUAGAAAAAAGACCAUUGAUGACCUCAUUAAAAGUCGUAAUAUGAAAUCAUUAAAUCCUAAUCUUCCAGAAAAUUUGGCUAUUAGUUUUUAUAUUCAAAGUUAUAAAUUAGUUUUAGCAAUAUAUCAGUUAGAAAAUGCACAUGGUAGUGUAAAGUAUGAAACACAACAAGCAGAAUGCAGUGUUCCAUGGCUAAAUAAUGCUUUAGUAUUGCUUACUAUAGCAUUACAACUUUGUCAACGAUUAAAAGACAAGAUUUGUGUUUUUUCUCAAUAUAAAGAUUUUACAGUUGGUUCACAUGUUCCUUCUACAGUGAGUUGGUAAUAAAAAUAUAUUUGAGUAUUCAAAUAAUCUUUAGUUGAAAAAAUAAUCUUGUACAUCUAUACUACAGUACACCACAUUUAAUGCUCUGGUAGCAUUUUUAGUGAAUUUUGUUUUU
Molecule: messenger RNA, 1132 nt
Organism: Eufriesea mexicana
Lineage: Eukaryota; Metazoa; Arthropoda; Insecta; Hymenoptera; Apidae
Gene: rogdi
Product: rogdi atypical leucine zipper
Exons: 6
Coding region: 217-1017 (266 amino acids)
Cellular component (GO): RAVE complex
Source: RefSeq, a predicted model, not a curated record